Messenger RNA from Dracunculus medinensis (Guinea worm), 1161 nucleotides. The record is from the annotation of a GenBank genome assembly. Lineage: Eukaryota; Metazoa; Nematoda; Chromadorea; Rhabditida; Dracunculidae.
CUGAUGCGAUUUUUAAGAGCCAUUUUAGGCAGUAUUGGAAGUACUGCACCACUCAUAGCAUCAACAGCCAAGAUUUCCAAGCUUCUUUCGCCACCAAUAUUACGUAAUUUGAAAAGGACGCUGUCAAAGCAGGAAAAGCAAGAAAUUCGCUUAAGGCUAGAAGCGAGAGAAGCUGCUCGUAAGUUGAAAAGCUAUGCAAAUCGAGCCAAGAUGCUUUCCAUUUCAAUGCGUUAUCCCGGUCGUUACGUGAAGGAAUCUGAAAAUCACCUCCCUUCUCAAGCUGCGACUAAUAUCAUUAUCGAUAGUCGAGUUAAAACACAUUUUUAUACAAUAGUUGAAGCGCUCGAUUUAUUGAGGCAACUGCAGCAACCUUCCAUUUACAACAAUAAGAAUGCACGUUUGCGUUUGCGUAUAGAGUUGAACAUGGAAACGGAACGAGCGACUAAACCAGUUAAAGAUUCUUCCGAAUUGGUGCCUGUUCCAUAUAAGUUUGAGAUGAAUGAAAAACGUGCAAUAUUAGCAUUUGUAAAAAAUGUGGCUUUGCAAGAAUAUGCUGUCGAGCAUGGUGCUGAAAUGGCUUUUGGUCCAGAUAUCAUUAAAAAAAUUAUAAAGGGUCAAUUUCGUGUUGAUGAUUACGAUUUUUGUGUGGCGCAUACUGAUAUGGCUGUUCAUAUUUUACCCUUGCGAGGCAUUUUAAAAUCUCGGUUCCCGACAAAAAUUAAUGGUGGUCUGGGAGAAGAUUUAGGGCCGAUAAUUGAGAUGUUCAAAAAUGGUGUGAAGUUGGAUAUUAUAACGGACACAGUAUAUCCAAAAUGGGGUAUUGUUGAUACCGUAAUUGGAAGGCUUCAAAUGCUCAAUGAAGAAAUUGAAGCCAAUAUCAAGGCUGUUGUCAAAGCUACUUGCAAACAUCGAAAUCCGGCCCUCGGCCUAUUCAUUAACAGAGCAGUUCUUAUGGCGACUCCUGGCGAUGCUUAUUUCUCUAUUAAUAUUGACCAUUUUUGCCCUGUACCUACAGCUGAGGAUAUUGCUGUUAUUGAGAAACGGAAAAAUAAGAAAACGAAAAGAAGCCAGAGCGAAGUUGUCCAAAAUGAUACUUCUACUUCUCAGUCUAAAACCAGCGACAUCGAGAUGAUGCGAACUGAAGUUGAAUUAGCUGGAUAA